ACAGGACAGCUUCUUCAAACAUUUCUCCAAGAAAUAUAGUUUUCAACACAAUCUCAAUUUACUUGGCAAAAGUCUAGCUUCUUGUGGACUUAGUUAAAAAUAUGACCAAAUCCCACAUAAAGUUCUACUUCAAUGAAGAUUACAAAACCAGUAUGAAUUUUCGAAAGUUGUUCCUGCGUUCUUCACUUCUAGUCCUCCAUUUCGCAUUUUCUUCUUCCAAAGAAACCAUAACCAUAAACCAAACCAUUCAUGAUGGUGAGUUUCUGAUCUCUAGAAAAAAUAAUUUUGCAUUAGGAUUCUUUAGCCCCGGAAGUUCCAGGUUUAGAUAUCUUGGAAUCUGGUACCAUAAAGUCCGAGAGCAAACUGUGGUGUGGGUAGCAAAUAGGAAUGAUCCAAUCAAUGGUUCCUCGGGAGUUCUAUCAAUUGACCGAUAUGGAAAUCUCAUUCUCUAUAGCAACCAUAACCAGAAAGUUCCUGUAUGGUCGACAAAUGUCUCAGUGGAGGUUACAGAUACUUGUGUAGCUCAGCUCUUGGAUACAGGAAAUUUGAUUUUGGUCCAAGAUAGAAGUAAAAGAGUUGUGUGGGAAAGCUUUGAUCAUCCUACAGAUACUCUGCUACCAGGAAUGAAACUUGGGUUCAACCGAAGGAGAGGCAUAUACCGGUUCCCAAUAUCUUGGAGAUCAGCAGAUGACCCUGGAACCGGAAACUUCUCAAUUCAGAUCAAUCGCAAAGGAUCACCACAAGUCUUUCUUUACUGGGGUACAAAACAUGUUUGGCGAGGCUUUGUUUGGCCUUUGAAAAGUGAUGCAGGUGGAUCCAAUGUAAGUUUUGUCAACAAUCAAGAUGAGAUAUACGCGGCCUACUUUCUUUCUGAUGCUUCUAUUAUCCUAAGGGUAGUGGUGGACUAUUCCGGACUUCUUAAGAAACUAACUUGGCAUGAAAAAGAUGGCAAAUGGAAAGAAAUCUGGUUGGCGCCGAUUUCUGGGUGUCAUACAUAUGGAUAUUGUGGUACCUAUGGACAAUGUGAUCCUGAUGUCAUUAGAAAAUUUGAGUGCGAAUGUUUACCAGGGUACAAACCCAAGUCCCCGAGGGACUGGCAACUAAGAGAUGGAUCAGGUGGGUGUGUCAGGAAGCGAUUAGAGUCUACCUUAGCAUGUGGGCAUGGAGAAGGAUUUGUGAAAGUGGCACAUGUUAAAGUACCUGACACUUCAGCAGCAGCUUGGGUGAGCAUGAAUAUGAAUCCAAGGGACUGUGAAAAGGAAUGCAGGAGGAAUUGUUCAUGCUCUGCAUAUGCAAGCAUAGAAAUUUCUGGGGAAGGUACCGGCUGUUUGACAUGGUAUGGCAAAUUGAUGGAUACGGUACAUAAUAUGGAAGAGGGAUAUGAUAUUUAUGUUCGAGUUGAUGCAGUUGAAUUAGCUGAAAUCGCCCAAAAAUCAAAUGGUUUUCUUAGGAGGAAAGAUACUUUGGCCAUUUUAGUAGUAUCUGUUGUUUCAGCUUGGCUUGUCAUCAUCUUAUUUGCAUAUUUGUGGCUCAAGAAGAAGAAGAAGAAAAGGGUGAGGAACACAUGGAGCGAAAUUUGGCUUAAUACAAUUGGCUCAUCCUACAAGGAAACUUCAGUGCAAAAUGAAGUUGAAGAUAGCAUGAGUCAUCCAGACAUAGCAUUUUUCAAUCUCAGCACAAUACUUGCUGCGACUAACAAUUUCUCUCCAGCUAACAGACUAGGGCAAGGUGGUUUUGGUGUGGUUUAUAAGGGUAAAUUGUCUAAUGGAAAGGAAGUCGCUGUGAAAAGACUAUCGAAAAAUUCAGCGCAAGGAAUAGAAGAAUUUAAAAAUGAAGUUUUGUUGAUUGCAAAACUUCAACACCAGAAUCUGGUGAAACUCAUGGCAUGCUGCAUUCAGGGAGAGGAACCAAUGCUAGUUUAUGAAUAUAUGCCAAACAAAAGCUUGGACUCCUUUCUUUUUGAUGAAAAAAGAAGGUCAAUCUUGGAUUGGAGAAAACGCUUUGAUAUCAUCAUUGGGAUUGCUCGUGGAAUCUUAUAUAUUCAUCAAGAUUCUAGGUUGAGAAUUAUACAUAGAGAUUUAAAAACUAGCAACAUCCUAUUGGAUGCAGAAAUGAAUCCAAAAAUUUCAGAUUUUGGACUAGCUAGAAUCUCCAAAGGUGACCAAACUCAAGAAAUGACAAACAGAAUAGUUGGAACAUUUGGGUACAUGUCACCAGAAUAUGUGGUGUUUGGAAAGUUUUCAACAAAAUCUGAUGUCUUUAGUUUUGGAAUCAUAUUAUUAGAGAUCAUAACAGGGAAAAAGAACAACACCUCUUGUCAAGAGGAUUCUUAUCCAAGCAUGGUAGAAAAAAUAUGGCAUUUAUGGAAAGAAAAAAGAGCAUGGCAGAUAGUUGAUUCAUCACUAAAGGAGUCUUGUUCUCCUCAUGAAGUACUAAGAUGCAUCGAAAUUGGGCUCUUAUGUGUGCAAGAAGAUGUAUUGGAAAGACCGACUAUGUCAGCUGUUAUUCUAAUGUUGAGUAGUGAAAUUGAUCUUCCUUCUCCUAAGCAACCAGCAUUCAUUUUUAGUAGCUUAUUAGCAACAAAAGAAAGAUUUUAUUCUGUGGAUGAGGAAGCAAUUACUGAGGUUGCAUGUCGUUGAAUACAUCCCUCAUCAGUUACAUAAACUCUUGGUAUAGGGGAUCUAUAAUAUGCAUUUACUGAUACAUGUAUUUUUCUUGUUUAGACCCGAAUCAUUGUAUAGCUUCAAAAUACAAAUGUAUGUGGAAUAUAGAUAACUAUAUAAAUGUUAUGAAAAAAGAAUACUAAACGUUGCCAAGUAGUACUCUUUUUGAGAUGGUAUGAGAAUUUGCCUUUAUUCCAUGUGACAUAUUUCAAAAAUUUUAAGAGUUAAA
Hevea brasiliensis (rubber tree) is the source of this 2892-nucleotide messenger RNA. Its product is annotated as G-type lectin S-receptor-like serine/threonine-protein kinase At1g11410. The record is from RefSeq and is a predicted model, not a curated record. Gene Ontology annotation, biological process: protein phosphorylation; recognition of pollen. The coding region runs from base 102 to 2639 and encodes 845 amino acids. Lineage: Eukaryota; Viridiplantae; Streptophyta; Magnoliopsida; Malpighiales; Euphorbiaceae. Gene Ontology annotation, molecular function: ATP binding; protein serine/threonine kinase activity. The transcript is spliced from 7 exons.